Molecule: messenger RNA, 1988 nt
Organism: Rosa chinensis
Lineage: Eukaryota; Viridiplantae; Streptophyta; Magnoliopsida; Rosales; Rosaceae
Product: phosphoglycerate mutase-like protein AT74H
Exons: 5
Coding region: 622-1701 (359 amino acids)
Molecular function (GO): phosphatase activity
Source: RefSeq, a predicted model, not a curated record
UAGAUCACCAACCCUGUCUUCUCUUACCUUCAAAACCAUGCAGAUUAACCAGACUGAUAUCAAUAUUCCAAUUUGAUUCUAAUCUAGUCACCAACAAAUAUAUACUUCACCCUGACUUUUCCAAGAAUCAAAUGGGAUAUAUACUUUUCUUUAUGCUCAGCUCAUUCAACAACUCAUCCCAGAAGACACAUCAAUUGGGACCCAAAGGUACUAUGCAGAAUAGGGUCCCCUCUAGUUAGGACAAAAAUCUUGGCCCGGGAGGGAAGCACCUAACUCCAUUUCCAUCGUUCAGUUCAUGCCCUUCUGUCCAAACCAAUGAACUAAUCACAAGAUUCACAACCCAACAAAAAUUAGACAAAAAGGUCCCCUCCUCCGUUUUUCACCACUAAAACAUACCAAUCAGAUGAAGUUCAAACCAACUCAUACACCAAGAGCACUUGAUUUGAAUUGACAUUUGAUAUAUGAUGUGGUGCAUAUACAUAAAAGCUCCAACAAGAAAAUUGGAGCUGUAUUUCUCUUUGAAACUGAGGCAGGCUCAAGUAGCCCCCCAUCUUGGACCAUACUGCAGAUGCAUAUAUAUAUAUGACUAGAAGUAGUUCAAACUAAUGGUGAGUUCUACUCAUGGCAAUGACUCAUCCAUGCUUUUCUGCUUCCUCGUUUUACAUUUCUUGCUUCCCCAAAAAUGCAACUCUUUCUUGGCCUAUCCAAGUUUCUCAACAAAGGGUCUAUGAUUUUAAUAAAAUCCAAGCCUGUGCAAUCCCCAGGGAUAUCAUUGAACAUUCUGGUAAUGGGUUUGCUGGUUUUCCUCAAAAGGAUUACUCUCAUAAAGAAUCAGGUACUAGUACCAGUAAAACUAAAAGUCCACCUCCAAGGCCUCGGCGAAUAAUUCUGGUUCGGCAUGGGCAGAGUGAAGGAAAUGUGGAUGAGGGAGUUUACACAAGAGUUUCUGAUCCAAAGAUUGGAUUGACAGAGAAAGGUGUGGUAGAUGCUGAGAAAUGUGGGAGGAGGAUCAGGGAGAUGAUUGAGGAAGACCAAGUGCAUAAUUGGAAGGUCUAUUUUUAUGUUUCUCCUUAUAAAAGAGCAGUUGACACACUCAAGGGUUUAGGGAAAUCAUUUGAGCGCUCAAGAAUUGUUGGCAUGAGAGAAGAACCUCGCUUAAGAGAGCAAGAUUUUGGGAAUUUUCAGGAUAGGGAGAAGAUGAGAGUGGAGAAAGCUAUCCGCAUGCGUUAUGGUCGGUUCUUUUACCGGUUUCCUAAUGGGGAAUCUGCAGCUGAUGUUUAUGACAGAAUCACAGGAUUCAGAGAAACACUGAAAUCGGAUAUUGACGUGGGACGGUUUCAGCCACCAGGGCAGAGAAACCCAAACAUCAACUUGGUGAUAGUUUCACACGGCUUAACUCUGAGGGUGUUUCUGAUGAGAUGGUAUAAAUGGACAGUGGAGCAGUUUGAGAGACUGAACAACUUUAGUAAUGGAAGCAUGGUCGUUAUGGAACGAGGCUAUGGUGGAAGGUACAGUUUGUCAGUGCACCACGAAGAAGAAGAGCUAAGGGAGUUUGGAUUGUCAGAUGAAAUGCUAACUGAUCAGGAAUGGCAAAAAUAUGCAAAACCUGGGGAGCUGAACUAUGACUGCCCAACGCUAAAUUCCUUCUUCACCCACUUUGGUGAAGACGAUGAUGGUGCAGCUGAGGACGAGGAGUACUAGUUAAACAACAUAUAACCCUAGCAGUUAGUUCAUAUCAUUGAUUAUACAAGCAGAUUACCUAUAACGCUUCAUUCAAAUUAAUUCUUUGUAGUUCUGAAUGAACAUUCAAAAUUCUUUAACAAUUACAAUAGGGAUCCAAAUACCAGAAACCAUAUACGGUACAACAGGACAGUAAUUAAUAAAAAUAAAAAUAAUUAGAGAGUGGAGAUGCGGGGUAUCGAUCCCCGUACCUCUCGCAUGCUAAGCGAGCGCUCUACCAUCUGAGCUACAUCCCCAUGUUGUUUAAG